Molecule: messenger RNA, 3840 nt
Organism: Cyprinus carpio (common carp)
Lineage: Eukaryota; Metazoa; Chordata; Actinopteri; Cypriniformes; Cyprinidae
Gene: ide
Product: insulin degrading enzyme
Biological process (GO): peptide catabolic process
Cellular component (GO): cytosol; mitochondrion; peroxisomal matrix
Molecular function (GO): metalloendopeptidase activity; metal ion binding
Source: RefSeq, a predicted model, not a curated record
AGAGAGAGAGAGAGAGAGAGGUCUCUUUAAAUACUCAACGUGCUCGCUUCUAAACCAGGAUGUGGGUGUGGCCUGUUUCAUAACGUCAAUCGUCGGCAAGGCGUGACUAAGCAAUUCCAACCACUUCAGGAAAACAAAUGGAGAUGAUGGCGUCCUGACGUCUUCGGCAGAGUUUUGUUAUCCAGCACUGAAGGAUGCAGAAAUGUGUUAGCCGGCGGGCCGUUACAGCGAGUUUUCUUCCGAUUUCAUGAUAUUGAGCACUGUUUUCAUUCGAGCUAUUAGACGUGUCCGUCAGAAUGAGUGAUCCGGCUGUAAAGAGGGUGGUGAGUGAUAUCAUUCGCUCUCCAGAAGACAAGCGGGAGUAUCGAGGACUUGAGUUUACAAAUGGGCUGAAAGCCGUUCUCAUCAGUGACCCCACCACUGACAAAGCAUCAGCCGCGCUGGAUGUCCAUAUCGGUUCUUUGUCAGAUCCCGAGAACAUUUCAGGACUGGCCCACUUCUGUGAGCACAUGCUGUUUCUGGGAACCGAGAAGUACCCCAAAGAGAACGAGUACAGCCAGUUUUUGAGCGAGCACGCCGGCAGCUCCAAUGCCUUCACCAGUGGAGAGCACACCAAUUACUACUUUGAUGUAUCCCAUGAGCAUCUACAAGGGGCUUUGGACAGAUUUGCCCAGUUCUUUCUCUGUCCACUGUUUGAUGAGAGCUGUAAGGACCGAGAGGUGAACGCAGUGGAUUCAGAACAUGAGAAGAAUCUCAUGAAUGACGCAUGGCGGCUGUUUCAGUUGGAGAAAGCCACUGGGAACCCUAAACAUCCCUUUAGCAAGUUUGGCACUGGCAAUAAGUUAACCCUCGAGACAAGGCCAUCUCAACAGGGCAUUGAUAUCCGUGAGGAGCUGCUCAAGUUUCACUCCACCUACUAUUCCUCCAACCUUAUGGGGUUGUGUGUGCUGGGCAGAGAGUCGCUAGAUGAUUUGACAUCUAUGGUGGUGAAGCUUUUUGGAGAGGUCGAGAACAAGAAUGUCCCUGUCCCAGAAUUCCCAUCACACCCUUUCCAGGAAGAACACCUGAGGCAAUUUUAUAAAGUCGUGCCUAUCAAGGACAUUAGAAACUUGUAUGUGACCUUCCCUAUCCCAGACCUGCAGAAGUACUACAAAUCAAAUCCAGGUCAUUAUCUGGGCCAUCUGAUUGGACAUGAGGGUCCAGGGAGUCUUCUGUCGGAGCUCAAAGCUAAAGGAUGGGUAAACACGUUAGUCGGAGGCCAGAAAGAAGGAGCAAAAGGAUUCAUGUCCUUCAUUAUUAAUGUGGACUUGACAGAAGAGGGGCUGUUGCAUGUCGAGGAUAUCAUCUUCCACAUGUUCCAGUAUAUUCAGAAGCUGCGGACAGAGGGCCCUCAAGAGUGGGUCUUUCAGGAGUGUAAGGAUUUGAACACUGUGGCUUUCAGAUUUAAGGAUAAGGAACGUCCUCGUGGAUACACGUCUAAAGUGACUGGACUACUGCAUUACUAUCCGCUGGAGGAAGUCUUGGCUGCUGAAUACUUGCUGGAGGAGUUCAGGCCAGACUUGAUCGAGAUGGUGCUUGAUAAACUGAGACCAGAGAAUGUCAGGGUCGCUGUUGUCUCUAAAUCAUUUGAAGGGCAGACAGACCGGACUGAGGAGUGGUACGGCACGCAGUACAAACAGGAAGCUAUUACUGAUGAUGCUAUUAAGAAAUGGCAAAAUGCAGACCUCAAUGGAAAGUUCAAACUGCCAAUGAAGAAUGAAUUCAUUCCGACAAACUUUGAGAUUUAUCCUCUAGAAAAGGAUUCCCCAUCUGUCCCCACUCUGAUAAAGGACACAGCAAUGAGCAAAGUUUGGUUCAAACAGGAUGACAAAUUUUUCCUACCCAAGGCUUGUUUAAACUUUGAGUUUUUCAGUCGCUACCUAUAUGCAGACCCGGUGCACUGCAACAUGACUUACCUGUUUCUCAGGUUGUUGAAGGAUGAUUUGAGAGAGUAUACAUAUGCAGCCCGCCUGGCAGGGUUGGUCUAUGGCAUAGCCUCAGGAAUGAAUGCCAUCCUUCUGUCAGUCAAGGGUUAUAAUGACAAACAACACAUCCUGCUGAAGAAGAUCAUCGAGAAAAUGGCCACGUUUGAGGUCGAUGAGAAGCGCUUUGAUAUCAUUAAGGAAGCGUACAUGAGGUCUCUGAAUAACUUCCGCGCUGAGCAGCCUCACCAGCACGCCAUGUAUUACCUGCGGCUGCUCAUGACUGAGGUGGCCUGGACCAAAGACGAGCUCCGAGAUGCUUUAGAUGAUGUGACGUUACCUCGUCUGAAGGCGUUCAUACCGCAGCUGUUGUCACGGUUACACAUUGAAGCCCUGCUGCAUGGCAACAUCACCAAACAGUCUGCUCUGGGCAUGAUGCAAAUGUUGGAGGACACUCUCAUUGAGCAUGCUCACACUAAACCCCUCCUGCCGAGUCAGCUCAUUCGCUACAGGGAAGUGCAGGUACCUGACGGUGGCUGGUAUGUUUACCAGCAGAGGAAUGAUGUUCAUAACAACUGUGGAAUCGAGAUUUACUAUCAGACUGACAUGCAGAACACCCAUGAGAACAUGCUGCUGGAGCUCUUCUGUCAAAUCAUCUCUGAGCCAUGCUUCAACACGCUACGUACCAAAGAACAGCUGGGUUACAUUGUGUUCAGCGGCCCCCGCAGGGCCAAUGGAGUGCAGGGACUGCGUUUCAUCAUCCAGUCUGAAAAAGCUCCUCACUACCUGGAGUCUCGGGUGGAGGCCUUCCUCAAGACGAUGGAGAAGAGUGUGGAGGAGAUGGGAGAGGAAGCGUUUCAGAAACACAUCCAGGCACUGGCUAUUCGCCGUCUUGACAAACCCAAGAAGCUGGCAGCCGAAUGCGCCAAGUACUGGGGAGAAAUCAUCUCCCAACAGUACAACUUCGACAGGGAUAACAUUGAAGUGGCUUACCUGAAGACACUGACAAAGGAACAUAUUAUGCAGUUUUACAGGGACUUGUUGGCCAUUGAUGCCCCCAGAAGACACAAAGUGUCUGUGCAUGUGCUGUCUAGAGAGAUGGACUCCUGUCCAUUGGUUGGAGAGUUUCCUGCUCAAAAUGAUGUCAAUCUGCCUCCUGCCCCUUCACUUCCUCAGCCAUCAUUGGUUCAGGAUAUGACUGAAUUCAAAAGGAGUCUGCCGCUGUUCCCUCUCACCAAACCUCACAUCAAUUUCAUGGCUGCCAAACUGUGACCAGCAUCAUGGGAUUGUCAGAGACACCCAAAUAUGGAGCCAGUAACACCGUUGUGUGUGUGUGUGUGUGUGUGUGCGUGUAAGCUGGCAAGGCCACAACGGAGCCGCUUGCAGCAUUUUUAGUUGUGCUCUGCGUCAGACAUGCACACCUGACAUCUCAUAGAUACAUAGAAAACAUACAAUGAUUGUUUCACGUUGCUUCUGUCAGGAAAUUUGUAUCCCUAUAUAAUAUAGGAAUCACUCGCUGGCCACGAUGACACUUUCUCAUUGUUCGGUUUCAUUUUAAAAUGCUGUUUCAUUUCAUUUACACCACUGUUAAGCAAAACCACGGAAACCGUUUGGAGAGGCUGUUGUGUAAUUUAUCAAGAUAAGUCUCUCUUGAAAUGAAAUAACUGGCCUUAAGAUGAUUUUAAUCGGUGAUCAGGUUUUCUGGUUUUCACCUUUUUUAAAGUUUUAUUUAAUCGAUUUGCUUUGAGUUGUUUUUCGUUUCUGUGCAUGUCGGCAGAGUUUUAUCUUUAAGGAUAGUGUUGUAAAUGCAAGGUGGUUAACUUGAUGGACUUUGAUUUUAUUUGCGGUUGAAGAAAUAUAAUAAACAAUUUUAAUAUCA